Messenger RNA from Chenopodium quinoa (quinoa), 1065 nucleotides. RefSeq lists its product as uncharacterized. The transcript is spliced from 5 exons. Lineage: Eukaryota; Viridiplantae; Streptophyta; Magnoliopsida; Caryophyllales; Amaranthaceae. Bases 1 to 1065 code for a protein of 354 amino acids. The record is from RefSeq and is a predicted model, not a curated record.
AUGCUCCUCUAUGUGUGGUGGUGGUGUGAUGUUGGUGGGUAUGUGAAUGGACAAUAUGUGAUUUUGCCUAUUAAUGGGUUGUUAUAUGAUGUGUAUAAGAAAGAAUGUGAUUGGUUAAGUGGUGUUAUGGUUGCAGACGGAGAUAUCUCCGUGAGUGAUGAAGAAAUCAACAUGGAGUAUGUGCGGAGGAUUAAAAGAGUAGAGGUGGAGAUUGCAUUAAAGAAAAUGACGCCUAAGAAGGCGGUUGACCCUGAUGGUAUACCGAUGGAGACCUCUAUAAUAAGAUAUGGAGGGCUACGGAGGAUCCCGCAAGAUUGGAGGAAGAGCACCUUGGUCCCGGUUUAUAAAAACAAAAGAGACGCUCAGGGUUGUUCUAACUAUCAAGGGAUCAAGCUUAUGAGCCCUAUGAAGUUGUGGGAAAGAGUGAUUGAACAUAGGUUGAGGGCAUGCACAAACAUUUCGGAUAACCAAUUUGGUUUUAUGCCUGGGAGAUCUACUAUGGAAGCAUUCCAUUUGAUAAGACAAAUGAUGGAGUUUUAUCGGGUAAAGAAGAAGGAUAUUCAUAUGGUCUUUAUUGAUUUGGAGAAGGCAUAUGACAAGGUGCCAAGAGAGGUACUUUGGUGGGCAAUGUUGAAGAAAGGGUCUGCAUUGAGCCCUUUUCUUUUUGCAACGGUUCUAGAUGAAAUAACUAGACUAAUUCAAGAUAAGGUUCCAUGGUGUAUGUUGUUUGCGGAUGAUGUGGUUUUGGUGGAUGAAACUAAAGAUGGGGUUAAUGACAAGUUGGAGAAAUGGAGGCAAAGGUUGGAAUCUAGAGGGUUUAAGCUAGUUCGGAGUAAGACUGAAUAUUUGGUAUGUCGCUUUGGUACUCAAAGGGGGACAAGUAAUGAAGUGGUGAGUUUGGAUGGAAAGGAAUUGACCAUGAGUGAAUGUUUAAGUAUCUUGGGUCGAUCAUCCAGAAAAAUGGUGACAUUGAUCAAGACGUGGCCCACAGGAUUAAGUCGGGGUGACUUAAAUGGAGAGCGGACAUGGGAGUGUUAUGUGACUGAAGCAUUCCCUUACACUUGA